Messenger RNA from Hemiscyllium ocellatum (epaulette shark), 8653 nucleotides. It is a transcript of the gene knl1, whose product is annotated as kinetochore scaffold 1. Lineage: Eukaryota; Metazoa; Chordata; Chondrichthyes; Orectolobiformes; Hemiscylliidae. The transcript is spliced from 26 exons. Gene Ontology annotation, cellular component: nucleus. The coding region runs from base 237 to 8099 and encodes 2620 amino acids. Gene Ontology annotation, biological process: protein localization to kinetochore; attachment of spindle microtubules to kinetochore; cell division. The record is from RefSeq and is a predicted model, not a curated record.
UAUGAGGAUGGAUAGGUGGGUGGGUGCAUCCCCUCGCUAAGCACCGUUAAUGCGCAUGCGCGGCAGCUCCUGCCCGUCAAGGCGGUUGAAUUUAAAAUUCUCUCGGGCUGAAGGGCCGCGCGCCGAUUGGUCGGCGGUGGGAGUUUGUUUUCCCGGGGAAGGGGAAGUUUCAGAUUGACCGUUCGUUCGGACAACCCUCUUUUUCCCCCUUCGGUUUUCAGUUCCUGGUUUAAACCAUGGAUGAAAAUUUUCCUGUAUUUCCAGAGGCUAAUGCUGAAACCCAGGAAGGGAAAUGUAAGAGAAGACAAUCAGGUAUUUUGAAAGUUUCAAGGAGCCCACUUCGAACUUUGAAAGAAGCAGAUAUCAGCCAGAAGAUGGAGCCUGUGGGAAAACUUCGCAGGAGCUCUCGAAGAGUCAGCUUUGCAGAGACCAAAGAAAUCAAGGAGUUUGUGACUGAUAAAAUGAUGAUGAUAAUGCAAGAUGUGGAAAAUGGAAAAGACAGCCUAAAGGAGAACCAGUCAGCUGAGUUAGAAAGGGACUUGAUGCCACAAAAUACAAAUUACAGCAUUGCUGGAAUGGAUGCACUACUUCAUGCACCUCUCCGAAUCCCAUUGCAACAAAUUGAGCACUGUGAACAUAUUAAGACUGUCAGUAAACAUCAAAACUUCCCUAUUUCUGGAGUUGAAAUACAAAGAGACCUUGAAGAGACAGUCCAGUCUUCUGCAAUUACAGCUGUAACUACACAUUCUCAGAAAAUUGACUUCAAGUCUUUUUUGGCUGGAAUUGAUUCUACAGAACAAGUGUAUACCACUGUGUGUUUUGACACUGAGAAUGAGAAUGCUAAUAAGUCCUUCAGCUCUACCAGACAAAAUGAGGUUCCUAAACAGCAAAAGACAAUAGAUUUUAAAACAUUCUUAAAUAGCAUAAAGCAGAGUGACACAGACCAAAAUAAAAUGACAUCAAUGACUUCCAUUUUUGAGGAACAGAUCAUGAAACAGAAAGACACUAGUGUUCUUUCAGCUUGUGGAACAGUUAAAAAUGUUGGGACAACAAAGGACUUAACGAAAAUUAAUUCCAAUAACAAUUUAGAUUCAAACAAAACUGUGCUGUUUCUAGACCAAGACAACGAUAUGGAACUUACUAGAAGUCAUACUGUUGCUAUUAACCAUUUUGCCUUGGGAAAUGUUACCACUCUUCAUUCAACCACAGUCUCUAACAAUGUAGAGGGCUUAGGUACUGAAAGUUCAACUCAUUCUCCCUUUUCUCAAUAUAAAACUGUUUCACCUUCUGUAGAAGAUGAUAUGGAUUUGACCAGAUGUCAUCCUGCAUCUAUUGACGUCAGGAGGGUAGAACUCCUCACAAAUCAAAAUCAACUGGCAGCUGUCUCAAUUCAAAAAGAAGAUAAAUCAAUAAUGCCCUCCUUUACUCCUCAUGAAGAUAAAUUAUUCUCUGAUAACAGAUGUUGUGGCAAGAUUGACCAAAAUGAGGCUUUAGUUGCAAGUAAACUGAGCUCCAAAUCUGUGCCUGAUCUGUCAUCUUUUCCCAGUGAUAAGACCAUCAUAUUUUCAGAAGCAAAUGACAUGGAUAUAACCAAAAGUCACUUAGUCACAAUUGACAGUCGAAGUCUUGGGCGAGUUGGAAAUGAAGUGAAGGGUUCAGAUAAAUAUACUUUGAGACAAAGUACUGCUGGAUCUGUUCUGUCAUUCUUUCCAAAUGAUGAGACAAUGGUAUUUUCAGAAGCAAAUGAUAUGGAUAUAACUAAAAGCCAUACAGUCACAAUUGAUGAUAAAAUCACUGGACAAGUUGCAAGUGAAGUAUUGGGUUUUACAAGAAUGAUCUCUGGGCUGACUUUACCUGGAUCAAUUCUGCCACCUUUUUCCAAUGAUAAGACUGUGGUAUUUUCAGAAGCAAAUGAUAUGGAUAUAACUAAAAGCCAUACCAUCACAAUUGACAAUGGAAGCAUUGAUCGAGUAGAAAAUGAAGCUUCAACAAAAUUGAUUUCAAGGUGGAGUACUGUCAGGUCUUUAUCAUCACAUUUUCCCAGUGACAAGACAAUAUUAUUUUCAGAAGCAAAUGAUAUGGACUUAACGAAAAGUCAUUCAGUUCCAAUUGACAAUGGAAAAUUUGGUGCAACUGCAAAUUCUUUCUUUCCAAGUGGUAGAACUGUGGUACUUUCUGACGCAAACGAUAUGGACAUAACAAAAAGUCAUACAAUUCAAAUUGACAGUGAAAAUGCGAGACAAAAUACAGCUGGAACAUUGGCUCCGAAGAAACUAUCCUUGAGAUCCAGCACUGCUGCAUCUGUUCUGUCAUCUUUUCCCAAUGAUAAGACAGUAGUAUUUUCAGAAGCAAAUGAUAUGGACAUAACCAAAAGUCAUACAGUUGCAAUUGAGUGUGAAAACCUUGGGACUGUUGUAAGGCCUACAGUGGGACCAGAUAAAAAGAUUUGCAUUGAGAAUGCAACCGUGCCUAUACUGUCCACUUUUUCCAAUGAUAAGACUCUGGUAUUUUCAGAAGCAAAUGAUAUGGACAUAACUAAAAGUCAUACCGUCACAAUUGACAAUGGAAACCUUGGGCAAGUUAGAAAUGAAGCAUUCGCAUUAACUAGAAUGUCUUCCAAGCACUCUGUCCCUGAGUCUGCAGCAUCCAUUCACAGUAAUAGAACUAGUGUGUUUUCAAAAGCAAAUGAUGUGGAUAUAACAAAAAGCCACACUGUUGCAAUUGAGAGUGGAAAUCUUCAACACAUUCCAAAUGAAGCAUUGGGAUCAAUGAAACUAACUUCUGUUGAGAAUACUGCUCCAUGUGCUCAACCAUCUUUUUCCAGCAAAGCAACCUUGGGGUUUUCAGAAACAACUGACAUGGACCUAACCAAAAGUCAUACAGCCAUAAUUGAGAGUGAAAACCUUGGGCUUGUUGCAAGGCCCAUAGAGAAACCAGAUAAAAAAAAUUGUGUUGAAAAUGCAUCCGUCCCUAUUCGAUCCUCUUUUCCCAAUGAUAAGACCUUGGUAUUUUCAGAAGCAAAUGAUAUGGACAUAACUAAAAGCCAUACUGUUACAAUUAAUGGAGGAGAUGUUGGGCAAGUUACAAAUGAAGCAUUAGGCUUUCGAAGAAUGACCUCUAAACACAGUGUGUCUCGAUCCAUAUCAUCUUUUCUCACUGAUAAAACUGUUGUCUUUUCAGAAGCAAAUGAUAUGGACAUUACCAAAAGUCAUACAGUUGCAAUUGAGAGUGAAAACUUGGGGCCCAUUGCAAAACAUGCAGAGGGUUCAGAAGCAAACGACAUGGACAUAACUAAAAGCCAUAUUGUUACAAUUGAUGGAGGAAACCUUGGGCCUGUUGUAAAUUGGACAGAGAGCUUAUGUACAUCUUUUCCUCAUGACAAGACAUUAAUAUUUUCUGACACAAAUGAUAUGGACAUCACAAAAAACCAUACAGUUCCAAUCAUCAGUGGCAAUAUUGGGAAAGUUAGAAAUGAAGAUUUGAGUUUACCUAAAGUGAUUCCCAAGUUGACAGAUGCUGGCUCUUCUCUAUCAUCCUUUCCCAGGGAUAAAUUCACAGGGUCUCCAGGAGCAAAAGAUAUGGAUAUUACCAAAAGUCAGAUAGUUGCAAUUGAGAGUGAAAACCUUGGGCCUGUUGCAAGGCCUAUAGUGGGUCCAGAUAAAAAGCUUUGCAUUGGAAAUGCAUCCAUGCCUAGUCUGUCCACUUUUCCCAAUGAUAAGACUCUGGUAUUUUCGGAAGCAAAUGAUAUGGACAUAACUAAAAGUUAUACUGUUACAAUUAAUGGAGGAGAUCUUGGACAAGUUUCAAAUGAAGCAUUAGGUUUUCGAAGAAUGACCUCUAAACACCAUGUGCCUCAGUCUAUAUCAUCUUUUUGCAGUGAUAAGACUGUUGUCUUUUCAGAAGCAAAUGAUAUGGACAUAACCAAAAGUCAUACAGUUGCAAUUGAGAGUGAAAACCUUGGGCCUGUUGCAAGGCCUAUAGUGGGUCCAGAUAAAAAGAUUUGUAUUGAGAAUGCAACCGUGUCUAUACUGUCCACUUUUCCCAAUGAUAAGACUCUGGUAUUUUCAGAAGCAAAUGACAUGGACAUAACUAAAAGUCAUACCGUCACAAUUGACAAUGGAAACCUUGGGCAAGUUAGAAAGGAAGCAUUCGCAUUAACUAGAAUGUCUUCCAAGGACUCUCUCCCUGAGUCUGCAGCAUCCAUUCACAGUAAUAGAACUAGUGUGUUUUCAAAAGCAAAUGAUAUGGAUAUAACAAAAAGCCACACUGUUGCAAUUGAGUGUGGAAAUCUUCAACACAUUCCAAAUGAAGCAUUGGGAUCAAUGAAACUAACUUCUGUUGAGAAUACUGCUCCAUGUGCUCAACCAUCUUUUUCCAGCAAAGCAACCUUGGGGUUUUCAGAAACAACUGACAUGGACCUAACCAAAAGUCAUACAGCCAUAAUUGAGAGUGAAAACCUUGGGCUUGUUGCAAGGCCCAAAGAGAAACCAGAUAAAAAAAUUUGUGUUGAAAAUGCAUCCGUCCCUAUUCGAUCCUCUUUUCCCAAUGAUAAGACCUUGGUAUUUUCAGAAGCAAAUGAUAUGGACAUAACUAAAAGCCAUACUGUUACAAUUAAUGGAGGAGAUCUUGGACAAGUUACAAAUGAAGCAUUAGGUUUUCGAAGAAUGACCUCUAAACACCAUGUGCCUCAGUCUAUAUCAUCUUUUUGCAGUGAUAAGACUGUUGUCUUUUCAGAAGCAAAUGAUAUGGACAUUACCAAAAGUCAUACAGUUGCAAUUGAGAGUGAAAAUCUGGGGCAUGUUGCAAGACAUACAGUGGGAUCAGCUAAAAAGACUUCCGUUGGGAAUGCCUCUAUCUCUGAUCUGUCAUCUUUUCCUAACAAUAAAAUUUUAGCAUUUUCAGAAGCAAAUGACAUGGACAUAACUGAAAGCCAUACAGUUCCAGUUGUCAGUGGAAGUAUUGGGGAAGUUAGAAAUGAAGAUUUGAGUUUGCCAAGAAUGAUUCCCAAGCUGAUGGAUGCUGGCUCUUCUCCAUUAUCUUUUCCCAGGGAUAAAUUCACGAGGUCUUCAGAAGCCAACAAUAUGGACAUAACCAAAAACCAUACAGUUGCUGCUGAGUGUGAUGGAUUUGUAUCAGCCAUAAGUGAGUCAUUAGGUUCAGAUAACAUGACUUCCAGAUUUACUGCUCAUGGGUCUGUUUUGCCACCAUUCCCCAAAGAUAAGAAUACAGUAUCUGAACAAGUUACACCAGUUAGAGAAAUCGGUGGCGUGUCCAUUUCCAAUAAGUGUGCUGUUUCCAGUAAUCGCCAACUUUUCCAGUUGGAGCUUGAAAAAAGGCAGAAAUGUUCUGGUAACCUUUCAAGCAAUGUGAAAUUUGUCAACAUACAAACCACAGUCGAAAACACUGCGUGUAAUGUUAAUCAAGCUGUUCAUACAGUUGGUACUUCUGAUCCUUCAACCAGGAGCGUGGAAAUCACUGUUCUAAAUACAGAAGGCGAGACAGAGGAAGAUGGAGAAUGUGUCAGUUCAAUGUGUGUAAAUGAAAAGCUGAAUAGGAAAGAAAUCAAAGAAUCUGUAUUGAGCAAGGGGAACUCUUUGGAUCCUAUCCUGAAAGGUAACAAUGACCUUGAAGCUCAGGAAAUAUUGUGUCAGGUCAAUCAAAGUAGGGAGGCAGCUUCUGAAGAAUUAGUCAGGCAUCAAGUUAGUGAUACCCAAACUGGAAAUAAUAUGACUGAUGUAAUUGAAUAUGAAAAUACAGCCAAUAAACAUAUGGGACUUAAUCAGUCCAGAAAGUCCAGUCUUGCUAAUAUGCAAUCACUUCAAAAAUUGAACACUGUGACCAAUGUAACUUACGACUCUGUAUCAGAAAGGCCUCCAGUGGGUGAAAAAGGUUCUUCAAAUGAUCAAACCUUGGAUGCAAAGUCACGACUCUUAAAGCAAAGUUCACUUAUUAACAGCACAUUUAAAUACAACCUUUCUCUAGGAAUCUUUCCUCCUAAAUUACCUAUUAGAGAGAAUUUAUAUAAAGCUGUAAGUUCAAAUCAUCAGCAUGUAGCAAAAUCAUUCGGAGAUCAUCUUGGCUCUGACUCACUUCUGAGUACCAUGUAUAAAUCAAACAAAUUUGAAGUGGAUUCAGAUAAAUUAAGACUUAAUAUUGACCUAAAAAAACCCCCCGAUAUCCAGAACAAAAGCCAAGUAACUGAUCAUGACCACAAAGAAAAAAUAUUUGAUCAAUCUGAACCUUCUCUGUCCUUGAAGUCCCCUGAUUUGACCUGCCUCGACAUCUCUGAACAACUUGGAAAAGAACCUUCAGCUUCUUCUGAACAGAAUGAGAAUGUUAUGAGUUCUCAAGGUGCUGCUCUUGGAGGUUUGAAAAUGAUUAAGUCAGUAGAAGAAAAGCUUUAUCAUAAACGAUCGUGGAGCGAAGUGGAGGAAAACAGAAAUUCAUGCAGCAAAAAGAAAAUGAGAAAUUUGGGUCCUGAAGAUACUGAUUCUUCAAGCCAAAAGGCCAACAAUGCUCCAGUUGUGCAAUGGGAAGGCAUGGCUCAUAAAGUCGUGGAAGAGAACCAACUCAGUAUGAUGACAAAAAGCCUGGAUAGUAAUAGUUCCUUAGAUUCAACCAAAGGAGAUGGAGCCUCUGCAGAUGUUGCCAAUUCAAAGUGUAACCUGAAUACAUCUCUAGUGAUUUUAGAAGAAUCUGAGUUACAUGAGAAAUUAAUGGAUGGCCAGAUCACAGUCCGAGAAUUUUUCAAACUUUUGAAAGUUCAAACCCAUGCACAGAAAUCUCGCCAGAGUGAACUACAUGUUAAUGUUGAAUUGGACAAGUCUUCAACUGUCGAAAAUUGGCUGGCAGUGAAGUUUGUUCACCGGCCAAAACGGGAAGUCUAUGAAGAGGAUAGCUGUGCUCUCUCUGCAGCCAUAGCUGAACUGAAAGAUCAGUUGUUAGACCUUGAUAAACUUCUGUCAGAGGUGAAUCCUUCUCUUUGGAAAGAUGUGAUGGAAAUGACAGAAGAGGAGUUGCGACAGUUUCGUUCUUGCCUGAAUGCCAAGAAAUCUACUUUUGUGAAAAAAACCAAAGCAAUCUGCCAUGAACAAAAGGUUGAGCUGUAUUCAGCACAGCUGAAUAUGUUCAAGGAACAGCGUCAACAGAGAAGUGAAUAUGAGGCUUAUUUGGAUGAUAUAUUACACAAAAUGGAUGAUUGCCUUGCAUCAUUAGAUCUUGCAAAUUUAGAUCAUCUGGGUGAGAGCAGUGCCGAUGUCAUUGACAAUGAUGAUAGUAUUACACAGCUGGAGCAAACUGUGCGUGACAGACGUGAGGAGCUGAAGAAACUUCAAGCAGAAUACUGUGAAGUGGAAAGUCAACUCACCAAAGUUCUUAAUGAAAAAGAACUGCAGGAAAAGGCUGCCAAUGUGUGGGAUCUAAAAGAAGAGUUCCAGGAGCUGUUAGAGUGGACAUUAUGCCUCUGCCAGGAUGAUCAGGCUGUUUAUAAAUUUCUGUACGACUCUCUGGAACUCACUUUGAAUUUUGGCGAGCCUGUGUUGGUUGAUCUUUCUCCUGGUGCAAAGUGUAAGAGAAUCCUAGAUAUUAAUCUUGUAUCUGCUUUGGAUGAGGAUGAGGCUCCGCUGCAUUCAAAGCUUGUUCAUGAGUUAAUUAUGACCUACUGGAAGAGUCAAGACAGUUGGCAAGAUGUAUACACAAAUGAAUUGCAGCUCCCCAUGCUCUUGCUUGAUGUUUCAUUAGUGGUGAGUCGAUGUCGGUUGCUUGGUGAUGAGCUGGAAUAUUUGAUGAACUGGGGAUCAAAAUUUGACAUUCUGAAGACAGAGGUUCAAAACAUGGAUGUGAAGUGUCUUUUCUCAAGUUAUGAUGCACUAUCGAAAUUUGAACUUACAUUUCAUAUCAAGCCAGGUUAUCCAUGGCACCUAGUGCAGUUCACAUUUAACUCUUGGUUUGGAAACAUCAGUGGUGAACAUAUCAAUGAAGUCUUACUGACAGUAAAACCAGGACCCAAGUACCUGACCAAGAUUGUGAAGAGUCUCUACUUGACAUUGCUCGUCAAACCAGGAGCUAAUAGAUUCCGGUUACAGCAUUCAUCUCCAUAACUAGGAUAGAAAGUGUGUGCAUUCAGCUAUCCUUCCCAAUCAAAUCUGGAGAGACACCAAUCGGUCCUGUCUGUACAGUGGAACUUUUGAUGAGCUUUGUACAGGAACUGGUUUGAAUCCAACUUAUGAUGAAGAGAUGCAUGGAGCCUAUUUAAAUUUCAGUAUGACAAUUUGAAGUGGCCAUGGGCUACAUAAUAUCUCCCUGAAGAGUUGGCCAUUUUGUCCUGAUAAACUAAGGAUGGCCUCACUGACAUGUAAUAUAAUAACUGCUUUUCUGGGUUAGGUGUUAAUUAUAGUGUUUUUUUUUCUUGCUACUCUGAUACUUAUAAUUUUAUUUAGACAUACUGAUAUAAAGUAGGUGGUAUCAGUACAGAGUACAAGGAGACUUGCUUUGUAACACAACUACCAGAAUGAGUGAUAAUUGCUCCAUUUUCUAGAAUUAAUUCUUUCACCUAGAAUACCACAAAUAUAUACUAUUGCUCUGCCAUUAAGAGUGUGAAGUAUUGGUGCCAUAAUUUCUGUACCUUGUAUUGUAAUUAAAAAUUUGUAUAUCA